AUGGGGAAACAAAAAAAGCGAUGUGAUGCCUCCAACAUAUCCAACCUUGCAACAUUGACUACUGCUGCACCCAAUGAGAGCGAUAUCUGUGGAUGUCUCAAGACGAGAUAUGAACAACGGCAGCAGUUUACGUGGAUGGGAUCGAAACAGCUGGUGAUGUUGAAAGAGCCACGCACAAUGUCAAUGGACGAAGAGCAUCAGAUGGGAUUGGAUUAUGUUGCUCAAUACAAAGACACAGCGAGUCGACAACAAGACGACAAGAUGAUGAUGCAGCGACCACCACACAUUUAUGAGCUUGUAAAUCGAGUCUAUUUCCAUAUGCGACGAACAGGGAUUGAUCAAGUUGUGACUUUAUGUGGAGUGGUGGGUUCUGGGAAGACAUAUGCUCGGAACAUGGUUACCCGUCAACUGGUGCGACUUGGGAGCUAUAAGAGGGAAAGCAAAAUUCAGACGCAGUUUCUCCAUGCACAACGUGUACUUGAUACAUUUGGCAACGCCACCACUUUACAAAACAAUGAUGCAUCGCGAUUUGGAUAUUAUGCAGAGCUCCAAUUCAAUGAUCGUGGUCGUAUGGCGGGAGCAAAGAUGAUCCAUCACUUGUUUGAUAAGGAACGAUUAUCGAAGACCAAUGAACACAACUUUGCGGUCUUUUAUCAGCUUGUGGCGGGUUGUUCACCAGAAGAACGCAAUGCCCUCCAAUUACAACAAGACCACCAGUUUCGUUACCUGGCGAGCACAACAAAGGGCAUAGAGACAACACCCGAUUCAUUAAAGCAGCUAAAGUCGUCACUCAAACAAGCUGGGUUUCGCCGUGAACAAGUGUCUCGCAUCAUGCAAUUAUUGGCUGCCAUUUUGCAUCUUGGUGAUUUGACAUUCUUGGAUCCUACCAAUAAUCAGGAUGCUGCCUACGUCAAGGAUGUUGAUCAGCUCAAUCUCAUUGCCGACUUUCUUGGAGUGGAUUCACGAGCCCUUGAGAAUGUAUUGGUGUUCAAGACGACGAUGAUACGCAAAGAUUUGACAACAUUGAUAUUGAAUGCCGAUCAAGCUUCGACUCAGCGUGAUGAACUUGCAAAGACACUCUACGCGCUCUUGUUUACAUGGAUGGUGGAAAGGAUCAAUGCCAAACUUUGUGUCGAUGAUGAUGAUGGGGACAGCUUUCGUGCAUUCAUCAGCGUGCUCGAUUUUCCAGGCUUGCAGCAACAAUCACCUAGCAACGACUUUUAUUCAUUCCUUGUCAAUGUGGCUAAUGAGCGUAUACGCAAGUUUACAAUGGAUCACCUGCUUACACAUCAGCAACAAUGGUACGACAACCAAGGCAUUGAUCAUCUUGUUACACGUGUGGCACCUCUCACAAGCAUUGACAAACUGACGGACCUGUUGGAGCGACCAUCACGUGGCGUGUGCGCUGUAAUCGAAAGCAUGACUGAGAAAAAGAAAAAGAAGGACAUCUCGGAUACAGAUAUGGUGGAUUCACUCAUCAAAUACAAUGGCAACCAUGACAACUUCUCCAUCCAUAAUGCACCAGGCAGUCAGCAACGUCAAUUUGCGAUCCAACACUUCAAUGUCCAUCAAGUAGUGUAUGACCCCAAUGGCUUUUUGGUGGCUAAUCGGAAUCAAAUAUCCGUCGAUUUCGUUUCACUUUUCUUGGGUGGUGUCGGGAUGCAGCCAUCAUGGAACGCAUUUAUUAUGGAGCUGUGGCAAAAGGAUAUGCUCAAUAUUCAAACACAUCCAAGGAAUCCAGAUGCCAUUGUAUCAGCGCAACAACACAUCAAUCGUAUGCCAUCACGUCGUCAAAGCCAGCGACAACAACAAUUGAAAAAGAAGCAGAAUAAGGAUGAUCACAACAACAACAACAACAACGCUGCGACUACUAGCAUAAGCCAACUGUAUGCAUCGUUUGAUGAAAUGAUUGACUCACUCAAGGAAGCUAAUUUGUGGGCCGUUUAUUGUAUCCAACCCAACACAAAACAGCAGCAGGCCAUUUUCGAUACCUCAUGCGUCAUUGAGCAAAUCAAAAUGUUCGGCAUGGCAUCCAUUACUCGCACAUCAGUUACACAGCAUACAAUUUGUUAUACGCAUCAUGAAUUCCUUGAACGUUACGAUCGACCGCUACAGCCAUUAGGGCUUUUGCAUCAUGGUUCUCCUCGAUCACAAUUGGAAAAUCUUGCACAGGAUUACAAAUUAUCACAUUUGGAUGCUAUCGUUGGUGAUUCAAAGAUCUUUUUAUCGUUCGAUGCAUGGCGGAUGUUUGAGGAUCAGUUACGGGAAUCGGAAAAGAGAGAGCAAGGAGCAAACAAACAACAAACACAGCAUGCACCACCACCUCAACAAGAUGAGAUAUCCGAGGCACCACAACAGCAUCCUUUACGUAGUAGCGAGCACCACCACCCUUCUGGAUCCUCUUAUUCUGAUGACGAAGUUUAUGUUCAACACCCAAGCAGCGACAAUAACAAUGACAACUCGGUGUAUGGAUCUGACAGCUAUACCUAUGAUGAUAUGAUGUUACAUAAUCAACAACGCAACAUGGAGCCUGACAAUCUCGAUGAGACGGAUGAAGAUGAAUCCAAGCAGUCAGCUACAAGAAGACGAUGGUUAUUUUUCGUGGCUAUUUGUACCGGAUGGAUCCCAUCCAAAUGUCUCGUAUGGUGCGGUGCCAUGAAGCGCAAGGAUGUGCGUAUCGCAUGGCGUGAAAAAGUGACGCUGUGUAUGUUGAUUGCUCUCAUGUGUGCGGUGAUUAUUUGGUUUCUGGUCUUUUUCGGCGAGCUUGUAUGUCCCCAUCAAGCUGUUUAUUCAGAAGAUGAGUUGGCAAGCAAUAGCCAAAAGGACAAAGCCUAUGUGGCGAUUCGUGGAGAGGUGUUUGAUUUGACCGGCUUUGCCCCUCAUCAUUAUCCUAGCAACAUCAUCCCCAUGGAUACGGUGCUUGAAUAUGGUGGCCAAGAUGUUAGCGAUCUCUUCCCUAUGCAAGUGUCAGCUCUUUGCGAUGGGGUCACUGGCGAAGUAUCUCCUUACGUAUCGUUGAAUUACCAGGUGAAUUUGACGGAUGACAAUGCCCAGUAUCAUGAUUUCCGAUAUUCCUCUGGAUUCUAUCAGCCUGAUUGGUACUACCAGCAAAUGAUGAUGCUACGAAAGAAUUUCAAGUUGGGUCAUAUGGGAUACGAGCCAAAAGCCGUCAAUGAUCAAGCAAGCUCUGAAACGACUCAAAAUGGGAUCAAAACGACACGAAAAUGGGCUUACAUUGAUAACCAUAUUUACGAUUUGACAAUGUACGAUAUGGGUGGCCGAUAUGCAGCAGCACCACCUGAUCAACAACCGCCAGCUGAUAUCGACCUGAAUUUCAUGCAUCCAUCUGUUGUGGCAUUGUUUCGACAAAAAUCCGGUGGCGAUAUUACGAAGGAUUGGGCUGAUCUUCCGCUCCCUGCAGCUGUCAAGCAACGACAAUUGGUGUGUCUACGCAACCUCUUUUUCGUUGGCAUGUUGGAUACAAGAAAUUCUGCCAGGUGUCAAUUUUCAACGUACCUCUUGCUCAUUGUCACGUGCCUCUUGUGCGCUGUUAUUGUAUUCAAGUUUGUGGCAGCUUUCCGCAUUGGCAGCAAACGUGUACCUGAGGAAUUGGAUAAGUUUGUUAUCACUCAAGUGACAUGCUAUACCGAGGAUGAUGAGUCAUUACGAAAGACGAUCAAUUCUUUGGCCACGCUUCGAUACGAUGAUAAGAGGAAGCUGCUUUUUAUCAUUUGCGAUGGGAUGAUUGUUGGCAGUGGCAAUGAUAGACCUACUCCACGCAUCGUGCUUGAUAUCCUUGGUGUUGACUCGCAUGUGGAUCCAGAGCCACUUCCCUUCUUUUCGGUUGGCGAAGGUCAAAAGCAGCACAACAUGGGGAAGAUCUAUUCUGGGCUGUAUGAAACAACAGGCCAUGUGGUACCCUACUUGGUAGUCGUCAAAUGUGGCAAGCCAACAGAGCGACAAAAACCUGGCAACCGUGGCAAGCGUGAUUCACAGCUCAUUUUGAUGGAGUUUCUCAACUGUGUGCACCAUGACUCGCCCAUGUCACCUCUACAGCUUGAGAUGUAUCACCAAAUGAAGAAUGUUAUCGGCGUUAGUCCUCACCUCUAUGAAUACGUGCUGAUGGUGGAUGCGGAUACCGAAGUGAUGCCUGAUAGCCUUUCGUUUAUGGUAUCUUCAAUGUCGCAUGAUUCCAGGAUUAUUGGUCUGUGCGGAGAAACCGAAUUGAACAAUCGCAAUGCUAGCUGGAUCAGCAUGAUACAGGUCUAUGAAUACUUUAUUUCACAUCACAUGAUCAAAGCCUUUGAAUCACUCUUCUCCACUGUUACAUGCUUGCCUGGAUGCUUCACAAUGUAUCGGAUCCGGAGUAUCGAUGGAAGAAGAGCCCUUUUUUGCAGCAAUGAUAUCAUCAAUGAUUACCAUGUCAACAAGGUCGACACGCUGCAUAUGAAGAACCUGCUGUAUCUUGGAGAGGAUCGCUAUUUGACGACAUUGCUGUUGAAGCAUUUCCCAAGCUACAAGACCAAAUUCGUAUCGCACGCUCAAUGCAAAACCAAUGCACCCGAUCAGUGGAGUGUGCUUGUUUCUCAACGACGACGAUGGAUUAAUUCGACUAUUCACAAUCUUGGCGAACUCGUUUUCUUACCUCGACUAUGUGGUUUUUGCUGUUUCUCAAUGAGAUUUGUGGUAUUGAUGGAUUUGAUCUCGACGCUGGUCAUGCCUGCUAUGGUGGGGUAUCUCGGUUAUUUGAUCUACAAGUUGGCGACCAUGAAGGACACGAUCCCGAUAUUGACCAUCAUUGUUUUGGGCGGAACGUAUGGACUGCAAGCGUUGUUGUUUAUUGUGAAACGGCGUUGGGAGUAUAUCAUGUGGAUGUUGGUGUCGAUCUUCGCCAUCCCAGUGUUUUGGUUCUACAUUCCGCUGUAUUCAUAUUGGCACUUUGACGACUUUUCAUGGGGCAACACACGUAUCGUUGUUGGAGAGAAAGGCAAAAAGAUAGCAGUGGGCGAAGAAGAAGAGUUUGAUCCAAAGUCAAUCCCUACAAUGACAUGGUCAAAAUACGAAAAGAUGCUCUUGGCUGAGGAUUAUUGGAGCGAUGGUAUGUCUCAGGGCAGCAGCAGCAAUAGUAGAAGCAGCUACACACACCAUAGCCGAGUAAGACCACCAGCAACAACGCUCUUAAACAACAAUAGUCGCGACAAUUUGAGUAUGGGCUAUCCUCCACUUUCGGCUGUGCCUUCCACCACUGGAUUUUAUACUACGGAAGGUGCUAGUAUCAUGAUGCCGUCAUCUGCAUCAAUCCCCAUCAUGCCUAUAGGAUAUCCUGCACCUGUGUCUACUGGCAACGUACAACAGCAACCAUCACAUGGAUCAAUGAACUCCUUUUCCCAUAUCCAAGAUCAUCAAUGGCAACAACAACAACGACCUCAGUUUAUGCACAUGCAUUCUUCAGCAACCAUGGUACCUGAUGCAGCAAUGGAUGGUAGCUCAUUGGAUGGCAUGCAAGGUGGCACAGAUCGUCCAACCAACGAGGAGGUUUUGUCUCAAGUCAAGCGCAUUCUCGCGACCUCUGAUCUUACCAGAGUGACCAAGAAACAAGUGCGUGAAGAACUGCAACGAGUAUUUGGUGUUUCUAUGGCAACGCGCAAAGAUUACAUUAACAGCUGCAUCGAAGGCGUUUUACAAGGUCGCCUAUAG
Molecule: messenger RNA, 5697 nt
Organism: Lichtheimia ornata
Lineage: Eukaryota; Fungi; Mucoromycota; Mucoromycetes; Mucorales; Lichtheimiaceae
Exons: 4
Coding region: 1-5697 (1898 amino acids)
Cellular component (GO): myosin complex; cell periphery; cell septum
Molecular function (GO): cytoskeletal motor activity; ATP binding; chitin synthase activity
Source: RefSeq, a predicted model, not a curated record